Molecule: messenger RNA, 939 nt
Organism: Saccharomyces kudriavzevii IFO 1802
Lineage: Eukaryota; Fungi; Ascomycota; Saccharomycetes; Saccharomycetales; Saccharomycetaceae
Gene: PGA3
Product: cytochrome-b5 reductase
Exons: 1
Coding region: 1-939 (312 amino acids)
Cellular component (GO): plasma membrane; endoplasmic reticulum
Molecular function (GO): oxidoreductase activity
Source: RefSeq, a predicted model, not a curated record
AUGUCAAAGGAAGAGACUGAAGGGACUAAUGUUCUGGACGAGCCCAUUCACGGGAUCUACAUCCCUGCCGCACUAUUCAUUGUUGGUGUAGCCAUCACUACGUAUAUGUCUGGUGAGUUGAAAAUCUUGUGGAGUUUACCCAUUCUCUCCACAAUCAUCUUCAUUAGGGCAUAUACAGCCUAUAAAAGAAGAAGAUCACUGUUCCCGAACAAGUGGUCACCUUUAGAAUUGGAAGACCAAACCAUAAUUUCAAAGAACACGGCCCUGUAUCGUUUUAGGUUGAAGACUAGAUUGGAGAGUUUGGAGAUUCCUGCUGGUCACCACGUUGCCGUACGUGUCCCCGUUGACGGAAAAGACGAAAUCAGGUACUACAAUCCAAUCACUUCUAAGUUGGAAGACGGGCACCUGGACUUGGUGGUUAAGGCAUACGUUGAUGGUAAAGUCUCUAAGUACUUUGCCGGCUUAAAUCCUGGCGACACGGUCGACUUCAAGGGACCAAUAGGCACUUUAAACUACGAACCAAAUUCCUCCAAGCAUUUGGGCAUUGUGGCCGGUGGCUCCGGUAUCACCCCAGUCUUACAGAUCUUAAAUGAAAUCAUCACUGUUCCCGAAGAUUUGACGAAAGUAUCACUGCUGUAUGCCAAUGAGACCGAAAAUGAUAUCCUACUAAAGGAGGAACUGGACGAGAUGGCCGAAAAAUACGCACACUUCCAAGUUCAUUACGUAGUACACUACCCAUCCGACACAUGGACCGGAGAUGUCGGCUACAUCACCAAGGACCAGAUGAGCAAGUACCUACCGGAGUAUUCGGGGGAUAACAGACUCUUGAUCUGUGGACCUGAUGGAAUGAACAACUUGGCCCUUCAAUACGCCAAGGAACUAGGCUGGAAGGUCAAUUCGACGAAAAGUUCAGGUGACGAUCAAGUCUUUGUCUUUUAA